GUAAAGCGGAGUGCGAUCUGGAGCGGAGCGGAGCAGCACCAACCCGCAGAGUUCUGCAGAGGAGGAACCAUCCAGCGGGAGGAAGAGGAGGAAGAGGAAGAGGAGCGGCCGGCCAGCAGCGGGGCUCCGCCGCGGUGGAUUUGCUGUUUGCGCCUGUUUUUUUUUUGUUUGUUUUUUUGCGGUUUUUGCGGGGAAUGUGCGGCUCCUCCUCUGCGGCUCUCCAACUUUGUGAAUCUGUGCUCUCAUGCUGAGAGGCGGCGCAGAGGAUGGGAGAAACCUGGUGCUCCAAAUGCCUCACAGUCCUGCUGGCUCUUCACGUCGUUCCGGUGUUGCAGACGGUGCUGGUCGGUGCUGGCGAAUGCGACUCGGUGUUUAAAGGUUUCUCCAACUGUCUGAUCCAGUUGGGGGAUGAAAUGGCCAACUAUCCCCAGGACCUGGACGACAGAGAGAGUCUGAACAAGAUCUGCACUUACUGGGACAACUUCCACUCCUGUGCCACGACGGCGCUGGCCGACUGCCAGGAGGGGGCGACGGACCUCUGGGAGAAACUGAAAAAGGAAUCGCGCAACCUGAACUUCCGUGGGAGUUUGUUUGAACUGUGUGGCGGCGGAAACGCCGCGCCCAGAUCUGCCAGGGGCCUGGGCUUGGUGCUGACCGCCCUGCCCAGCGUACUGACUCUGCUGGCGUUUUAACAGGAAGGAGAAGAAACGCAACGUUAAAGAAAUAAAACACAAGAACAUUCGUCCAACUGAUCAACAAUAAUUAAGAAACAGAGUGACAGCCAUCCUGAAAACACGACGACCAGGACUCAGUUUGCAUUCAUCAGAAGAAAACAGCAGAAUUGGAUUUUUGGCGGCGCUACGGCAGCCUGGUUGGCCCUGGGGGAGAGCUCGUCCAAUCACACGCCGCCUCACCCAGAGGUCAAUAACAUGAAAUAUUCAACACGCCAUUGACCUGAAAUGAAGACAAUGAUGAAAUUUUGAUGGAUAUUCACCAACUUACAAUUGUGGAAUUACCUAAUAUUAAAGUCAGCCAUGCAUUAUUGAUAUCGGGUCGGCCACGCCUCGCCUCGCCGGCGCCGACCGACACGCCUCGCCGGCGCCGGCGCCAACCGACACGCCUCGCCGGCGCCAACCGACACGCCAUCAGGAUGGACAGUAGGGCUGCCAUUUAGCCUGAGGUACUAAUUCAUGUGUGAAGCAAGACCAAGAGGAAGAAUCAAUAAGAUGCGCCGAGGCAUAGAGCCGAUCCAGAACCGGUCCAGAACCGAUCCAGAACCGAUCCAGAACCGUCGCCUCGGUUCCUCUACGGACUGCUUCUCAUUUUUAACGGCGGCAGGUUGAGUCAGCUGACCAGAGACGGGAUGUUAGCGAAAUGCUUGCUGUGCUAGCCGUUACCCUGCAGAGGCCGCGGUCACACCAGCUAGCAGGUCACGGCUAAACGAUUACAGGCAGCAGUGGUGACGGUAUUCACCUUUGACCUCAGCAGCAUUCCAUCAUUAGACCAACACUUUCCUGAAUUUGUGUUAAGAUAAACAUGUUGCAUUUGGUAAAACCACUUUAUGAUGCCAGUUCAGUAAAACUCAUUCUGCGGGUUCUGGUGUGACCACGGUCGCUUGGCGUAAGUUUACUUUUAGAGAAACAACAGAUCAGCUGAGAAAGUCUCAGCAUUUCAGGGAAUGGGCAUAAAACAUUAAAAUGAUCCUUUUUACAUAAUUUAUGAUGAGAAAACUGAAGGUGAAGUUCAUUUUGUACAAGAUCAACUCAGCUAGCCAGCGCUAAAUGUCGCUAAAGUUUGUCCAGAGUAAGUCAUGGUUAGCUUGAGUAGCAUUUGUUUUUAUUAAACUUUAAUGUCAGACAGGAGCUACGUUUCAAUUUAGCAACAAUCUGACAUUAAAGCAGAUUCAGAGAAAACAUUUUGAGACAAAUGUGCUAGCAUCUCAACCUGAUGCUGUCAUUUUAUCAUGCAAGUUUGAUUCACAAUUUAGCUAACGUUAGCUUAAAUAUUAAAUCACAAAGUAAACCCAAGAAGGCCAGGUUAGCUAAGGGUUUAGAUAAUCAGUUAGAACGACUCAUUAGUUUAUAGUUGAUGAGACCAGAGGAACAACUAGCUUGUGUUGGGCUAGCAACAAUUAGCAGCUAAAUCAGGUAGCAUACAUUCAGAGAAGGAUAGAGGAUUAUAGUUCAAUCAGAUAAUAUAUCAACCAAAUUAUAGUCAGGUUAGCUAACUUCUGGUUAAAUAUAUAAACAACACCUUUGUGUUUUCUGGUUGGCUAACAGCUAGUUAGGAGCUAAAUCAGGUGUAUUUUGAUUAGCUAAGAAUAUCAAACUACCUACAUCCAGAUGAUUCAGAUUAAAGAUUUGUCUAGAUUAGGCUGGAUUAAAUAACAUUCUGAACCAAACUGGACCAUUUGGUCAUGUUCACCUAAAUUUAAAAUAACACGGGUUACUUAAAAUUUGAUCAAACGGAUAAAUUUAACGUUUAGGUUUUGUGAAGUUAGCUAACAGCAGCUACAAGCUACAUCUAUGUUACCAGGUUGGAUUAACACCUGGUUCUAAUAAGCCUGGGUUGAUUGGUAUUUAUUAUAUAAAUCUAUAAUACCCAUUAGAUUUAUAUUUACGUUAGCCACAGAGACUCAUGCUAAUAACUAGCCUGUUAGCUAACUUAUGUACAUUAACAUUUAACUUGUGUACUUUAUUAAUAUUUAUUGUCCCUUUUAAAUGAAUAAACAUUAAAUAUUUAUAAUAUUUUGGAAACCAAACUGUUAAAUUGAGUCAAGGUAACUGAAAGUUUGGAUUAGCAUAAAAUUGUAUUGUAGCCUGUAAGCUAACAGUUUAAUGUUAGCAUUAAACCAGAUGUGAAACGAUAUGGGAGAGAUUAGGUUUUAACUGACAUCUUAGCUCAUUUGUGUUGCGUUGCCUGUCAUUAGUCUAGUAAAUGAAUCAAAUACUUAAAUUAUUCAAGUUAUUAAAUAAGCUAGCUAACAUUUUGAUUUUGUAUUAACUGCAUUUAUGGGAGAGUUACAUCAGAUUAAUUAGCAUCUUAUUUUCAACAUAGUUUUUCUUCAGUUUUCUUACAGUUUCAGCAAACAAGCAAUAAGAUCUUUUUCCCAACUCAAUAAAAAUUAAACUUUGGGAAAUUCUGAGGCUUCCAUGUUUAGACGUUGUGCUCAUUUCCUGAAAUCCCAUCAGAUCCAACCUGAACAAAACCAGAGAAACCUGAUGUUUGUUUUCUGUCAGUUGAAACAUCAGGAGCAGCAAUAUGAAGAGACGUUCCGGCCAGCGUAGCUAAAAUAUGAAUAAUAAAUGAACCGUGGCUGGAGAGAGAUAUGACUGUUGCCAUUUAGCUUCAUCUCGUUUCCAUCCAGUGAUUUUAGUAGAUUUUCAGCGAUGACAUAUUUUAGGUCUGUGUUAGAAUAAAGAGGAAAGUCCCAACAGUAAAGUAGCAUCAUGAAAUACAGACAUUAGAAAUAUUAGGAGUUUAUUUCUGAGACAGAAACAUUUCCACUGCCUUCUGACUAAACAAUGUGAACUUCUUAGUUUGUUUGUUUGUUUGUUUGUUGCUUGGCUGGUUUGUCUCUUUGUUUGUUUAUGAGGAAGUUACAUAAAAAAAGUUUAAAAAGAUUGAUUUAUAUCAAAAAUCAUCUAUGAAGAGAAAAUGUAUAUGAAAAGGAUUUUUGAGAAAAAACUGAGUGAAAAAAGAUUUUAUUGUUAGAGAUAAUCUAUUCCAAACAGUUUUAACAGCAGAUUGAUUAUUUACAGAUUAUAUAGAUAUAAAGAAGAUCAAAUAAACAACUGAUGAAAUGAUGAAGAAUAAAGAAUAAAAGUCAUAAUGUUUGAAGAAAAACCUGUGUGUGAUUUUAAUUUGGACUGGAGAGGAAAAGAACCGAUUUAAUAUUAAUGAGGGGAAAUCCCAGAGGAGUCUGGGGCCGACAUGGACUGAGGAAGAGGAGGAGGAAGAGGAGGAAGAGGAAGAGGAGGAGGAGGAAGAAGAGGAGGAGGAGAAGGAUUUCUAAAUAAUUAAGGAAUCUCUAAAAUGAGACCUUAAAGCAUCUUUUUAUUAAAAUUAUAAUCACACUGGGGCCACAAAUACUAAAACUAAAAUCCUCUUUAGUUAAUUUUUUACAGUGUUUUCAUUAUUUUUAACGGGAAAACAGAAAAACUGUCGACUCAAAACAAACAGAUUCUUUUAUGAAAAACAGUUUCAGUGGCGACUGAAACAAACGCAGGAAAUUAAUUUUUAAAUGAAUCUCAAAGUUUUAAUAAAAAUCAGAAGCAGAGAAGAAACCAGCAGGUCAAGAGGGCAGAAACAGACCAGGGGUCAAAGGUCAUCCAUGAAUGCUCACAGAAAGGCUAACCUCUGCAGAAACUCGGCUGCAUUUCUGGAUUUGAAGAUGAUAAUUCCUAAUCUGGUUAAUAAACAUAAAACGAUAAAUAAAGACUUUCACAGUUUUAAUUUUCCUCCUGAUGCUUCAUGGAGCUUCUGAAGAAACGUGACUGUGGACGCUAACAUUAGCACUAGCUGCUACCUGUUAGCACUCAGAUGCUAUUGUAGGUUAGCAUAGCUUCACUGAUAGGCUAACUGCUUUUAGCACAACAACAGUCUUUCCAGCAUCCAAUCAGAUCGUUUAGAAGCAGAAAUGAACCGAUGCUACCAUCGCUGUUAGCGGACGUGUGCGUCAGAUUAAUGGUCGUACCAGAAACACGUGAAUACAAAGGUUCCGGCUCGGGCAUUUUGGAUGUUCAUAAACAAAAACAAAAAAUGAUUAACUGCAUUAAAAUCUAUAGAACUAAUCAAAAUAAACUUGUUGAAGUAAAAUCCUUCAUCUAUAUUCAUAUUUCUAGAAUUUUAAUACAUUCAUGUCCAGAUUUCAUUAAAAAUCUGGUUUUUAAAUUUUCUUCUGCUUUUAUCAUCAUUUUUAACAAUCUGAGUUUCUGCUUCUGGAGCUAAUCUGAGGUUAAUCCGAGGUUAAUCUGAAGUUAAUCUGGACUUAAUCUGAAGUUAAUCUGAGGUUAAUCUGAAGUUAAUCUGAAGUUAAUCCGAGGUUAAUCUGAAGUUAAUCUGAGUUUAAUCUGAAGUUAAUCUGAAGUUAAUCUGAGGUUAAUCUGAAGUUAAUCUGAAGUUAAUCCGAGGUUAAUCUGAAGUUAAUCUGAGUUUAAUCUGAAGUUAAUCUGAGGUUAAUCUGAAGUUAAUCUGAGGUUAAUCUGGAGUUUUUUCUUUUCUCAUGGUGGUUUAUUCCAGACUUUUCUCCUCUUGAAACAUCCAGAGGUUAUUUUUAAUCAGGUCAGUGAUGCUGAUUCGACCUGAAAGCAUCAAUGAACCGAUCAAUACGUCUGAUCGAUGCCAUCGGUCGCCAUGGCAGCAGGAUGAAAGCGACUGGAAGGUUUUGAUGGU
Molecule: messenger RNA, 5394 nt
Organism: Gambusia affinis (western mosquitofish)
Lineage: Eukaryota; Metazoa; Chordata; Actinopteri; Cyprinodontiformes; Poeciliidae
Gene: nrn1a
Product: neuritin 1a
Exons: 3
Coding region: 267-692 (141 amino acids)
Biological process (GO): nervous system development; neuron projection extension
Cellular component (GO): plasma membrane
Source: RefSeq, a predicted model, not a curated record